Messenger RNA from Gigantopelta aegis, 3857 nucleotides. RefSeq names its product 3-hydroxybutyrate dehydrogenase type 2-like. The coding region runs from base 117 to 854 and encodes 245 amino acids. The transcript has 10 exons. Gene Ontology annotation, biological process: siderophore biosynthetic process. The record is from RefSeq and is a predicted model, not a curated record. Gene Ontology annotation, molecular function: 3-hydroxybutyrate dehydrogenase activity. Gene Ontology annotation, cellular component: cytoplasm. Lineage: Eukaryota; Metazoa; Mollusca; Gastropoda; Neomphalida; Peltospiridae.
CUAUCAUGGCCUAUGACAUGACGUGACCUGACGUGACGUGACCUGACCUAUAUUUACUGCACGACUCGUUGAUCUAAAGUCCAUCGAGUUUACGGAUUCCAGGUGACAACAGGAGAAUGGGUCGUUUGGAUGGGAAAACUGUGGUGCUGACUGCUGCAGCACAGGGUAUUGGACGAGCAACAGCAGAGUUGUUUGCAAAAGAGGGUGCCAGAGUUAUAGCUACAGACAUCAAUGUUGAUAAACUGAAAGAACUUGAUGCAAUUCCAGGUAUAGAAACACACGUGCUGGAUGUCACCAAGAAUGCCGAUGUGGAGAGUUUUGCAUCAAAGAUAGACAGGAUCGACAUUUUGUUUAACUGUGCUGGCUAUGUUGCUAAUGGUACAAUUCUGGACUGUGAGGAAAAGGACUGGGAUUUCAGUUUUGAUAUCAACGUGAAGAGCAUGUAUAGAAUGUGUCGACAGUUUAUUCCAAAGAUGAUCAGCCAGAAUGCAGGAAGUGUAAUCAAUAUGUCAUCUGUUGCAUCCAGUAUUAAGGGUGCCGCUAACAGAUUUGUGUAUGGUGUUACAAAGGCUGCUGUGAUAGGCUUUACAAAAUCGCUGGCUGUAGACUUUGUAAAACACAACAUCCGUGCCAACAGCAUUUGUCCAGGUACAGUAGAAACACCAUCUCUGGAUGAAAGAUUAGCAUCCUUGCCAAAUCCUGAACAGGCUAGGAAGGAUUUCAUAGCCCGUCAAAAAAUGGGUCGAUUUGGAACAGCAGAGGAAAUUGCUCAUCUGGUUCUGUACUUGGCAUCUGAUGAGUCCGCAUUCAUCACUGGUCAAGAAUUUGUCAUCGAUGGAGGUUGGAGUUUGUAAUUGAGUUGACAGCAUUGUGUGUAAUUAUCACUACAGAGGAGUAUCUUGAAGAAUGUAAUUACAGGAAUCUAAAUCUGAAUGAAUGAAUGAAUAAAUGAUUACCCGGUAUUAUAUAUGCAGAUGGCAAUAGUAAAAUUGUGUGCUGGUGGAGGCCUUCUUAAGACUGUAUCAUUCAUUCAGUACAAAAAUAAACAGUGUCUUUUCUUUAACAUGUAUUCCGGAAUUACUAAAUUACCUGUAAUUAAAUAAUUAUAUGUAUGCAAUGAACUUCAACAUAUUACGUAGGCUAUUUUCAUUCCACAACAAAUGUGAAUGAAUCCAUAUUAGGUUUUUAUGUUGGUUCUCAAAAAGGUAUGAAUAAAAACAAAUUUAAUUUUGAGUAAAAUUUACGGUAAAUCAUGAAAAUAAUGUGUCAAGAUAUUGUUACCUUGUGACAGGUACACAAUACACACUAAACUGUGAAUUUUUAUUAAUGCAUCUGGUAAAUGCAUAUUUAAAAGAUCACACCGCAAACAAGAAAUUCCAUGUUAUUUUCAAUAAAUUCGUAGGCAGAUUUUAUACUGUACCGCUUAUGGGAAGUAUACAAUCAUUGUCCAAUUAUUAAUUAUUGUAUCUAAUUCCAAGGAAUACUUAUCAGAGAUGCUUACCACAAAAUGAAAACAAUUUUGUUGUUAAUGUAAAAAAUCCCAUCAUUUUGGCUUUGUACACAAUAAAUAUUAGAUUUGGGCUGAAAUAAUAUUAGUGUGUAUCGUUGUUGUUUUUUGCAUAAGUGUAUGCAGAUAGUAUUUUACCUUACCAUGAUUUAAAUGUAAAGUGUUAUACUAUCUGAAAUAAAAAUAAAAUGAUACAUACAAAAUUUUAGCUACUACAAAACAGAAUGGUCAGAAAUGUUUUGCAUUGAUAUUUAUAUUAAUCGCAAAAAUAUGUAGACUAAGAAAUGUGUAAGUUUUAAUUUUUUAUAGAGAUUAUAGACUAGCUAAGCCAACAUCAUGAUAAGAUAGCUACAAACUCAGGAUGGUCCCUUCGAUAAAAACUCAUGAGGCAAUAAUAAUGUACCUAAAUUGUUGGAAGAAAAGCUGCUGCUACUAUUAGAAAAUUAACAAAGGUAAAAAGAGCAAGGAAUGGGCUGAAAUAAUUAAAAUGGUGAAGUGAAAAGAAGCACAUUAAUCUUUGUUUCAGAAAUACCAGAUUGUAAAUGAAGUUGUAGCUGACUGUUAUUGUGAUACAAAUAAUAUGAUUAAUAGUGAAGAGUAAAUACUUUGUUUGUUUUGUUUAAUGGCACCACUAGAGCACAUUGAUUUAUUAAUCAUCGGCUAUUGGAUGUCAGUGAAGAGAAAAUAAAUAAAUAAAUAAAUAUUUUUAAAUACCAGACAUUUGAAAAGAAGUUGUAUGUGACUGUGAUAUAAAUAAUAGUGAAUAGUGAAUGAAUGAAUGAAUGAAUGAAUGAAUGAAUGAGUGAAUGAGUGAAUGAUUAAAUAUAUUAUAAUUUGUGGAUAGAUAUGUAGCAUUGAUUAGUAGUUAUACGACUCUUUUAAAAAUAUUUAAAAAAUGAAAAGGACCAAGAGGUGUAUAGGUCUAUAGAGCUCUGCUAAUUAAUUUUAAAUAUUCAAAUUUCAGUAAAUAAUCAUUCAUUUGUAAAGACCACAAAUUCCACAAUAUCUCUCUAUUAGUUUGUGAAGACUGACCCAGAGAAACAUAGUAACAAGUUUCAGAUAGACUUAUAAAGUUUCAGUUUAAUAAAAAUGUAAAACUUCCAAAAUACUGUAGAUCCUGAAAUUAAUGUGAUUAUAAUAUUAAUGAGAGUUUGUGUUAUUCACAUUGAUAAUAUGACACAUUUAUUUCUCUGUUUUGUCCUGCAUUAGUCCAGCAAAUUAUGUGUCACACACUAUUAAAACAACAAAGAUUAAAACAACUGGAGCACAAUGCAAGGCGAAACAGACUAAUUGUCCAAUAAUCCAAAAAUGCCGAUACGGUCCAUCACAUGUGAAUAGCUUUUAGCAAAGUAAACAGACAUGUCUUGUUAGGAAAAUAAUAUUUCAAAAGGAGGCCAAUCGCAUUAAUUUCAUGUCGCAUUUUAGUCUGCCUACCGUCACUUGCAUUAAUUUAGGGACACAUUAAUUUCAGGAUCUACAGUAUCUCUCAAUUAAUUUGUGAAGACUGUCCCUGAGAAUACUUACACUACAUUUCAGAACUAUCCAAUCAAACUCUAGUAGAAGGUAGACUUUCAAAUUUUCAAUGUUAAAUUUCUAUUUAAAAUGUUUCAAUUUAAUAAAAAUUCACAAAUUCAAAAGUCGCUAUUAGUUUGUGAAGACUACCCCAGAGAAUCAUACUGGUAAUACCAAAUUUCAAAACUAUCUGAUCAAAACUUUAGGAGAAGAUAGACUCCACAACCGGUACCAACUGGAAAGAGGAAAUACUGAAGUUAUCAGAGUUAUGUAAUCCUGCGUUCACUCUUUGUACUGAUGGAACGUGACAACCAGUCGACUGGAAAGAGGAAAUACUGAAGUUAUCAGAGUUAUGUAAUCCUGCGUUCACUCUUUGUACUGAUGGAACGUGACCACCAGUCGACUGGAAAGAGGAAAUACUGAAGUUAUCAGAGUUAUGUAAUCCUGCGUUCACUCUUUGUACUGAUGGAACGUGUCCACCAGUCGACUGGAAAGAGGAAAUACUGUAGUUAUCAGAGUUAUGUAAUCCUGCAUUCACUCUUUGUACUGAUGGAACGUGACCACCAGUCGACUGGAAAGAGGAAAUACUGUAGUUAUCAGAGUUAUAUAAUCCUGCGUUCACUCUUUGUACUGAUGGAACGUGACCACCAGUCGACUGGAAAGAAGAAAUACUGAAGUUAUCAGAGUUAUGUAAUCCUGCGUUCACUCUUUGUACUGAUGGAACGUGUCCACCAGUCGACUGGAAAGAGGAAAUACUGUAGUUAUCAGAGUUAUGUAAUCCUGCAUUCACUCUUUGUACUGAUGGAACGUGACCACCAGUCGACUGGAAAGAGGAAAU